Suillus discolor is the source of this 252-nucleotide messenger RNA. RefSeq lists its product as uncharacterized. The annotation marks the transcript as partial. Gene Ontology annotation, cellular component: vesicle; myosin complex; actin cytoskeleton. The transcript has a single exon. Gene Ontology annotation, biological process: vesicle transport along actin filament; actin filament organization. The record is from RefSeq and is a predicted model, not a curated record. Gene Ontology annotation, molecular function: microfilament motor activity; actin filament binding; ATP binding. NCBI's taxonomy places the organism in Eukaryota, Fungi, Basidiomycota, Agaricomycetes, Boletales, Suillaceae.
AAGUUCCAUUCUGCACUUGACACACUCUUCGAGACUCUAGGAGACACGCAGAACUGGUAUGUUUUCUGGAUUAAUCCGAAUGACUGGCAGCUGCCCAACCAGCUUGAGGGUCAUUCUGUCAAGGGCCAGGUGCGCAGUCUGGGCAUGACAGAGAUUGCGAAGCACAAUGUGAAUAUGUUUGAGGUGGGGAUGACUCCAGAGGAGUUUUUUCAGAGGUACAGGGAUCUGAUCUCGGCUUUGGGCAUUUCAGAU